CGCCUGACCGCGCCGCGCGCCCGCCGCCGCCGCCGCCGCCGCCGCCGACCGACCCCGCCAGUCACCACAUGACGCUGACGGUGCUGCGUCGUCCGGAACUGGCAGAUGACCUGAUGAUGCUGCCAGCGGAUCUCCAGGACGUCAACAUUGAGUACUUUCCAGGCCACUCCCAGCCCCACUACCUAACACCAGUGGAGGCUACAACAACUCUGGAUGCUCCAGCGCGCUUCACCGCCAGUCAUUCGAUCACAAAUCUGGACGACUCGCGCCUGGAGCCACAGACGUGCGAGCCUUCGGCGGCGCCGCCGGAGCGGCACGACACCCCCUGGACUACGUCGGCCGGCUACGUCGAGCCCUACCAGAGCCCGCCCAUCUACUACGGCCACCAGCCGAGCUACGCCGAGUCGUACUCGUACGCGGCCGAGAGCUGGGCGCUGCCGCCGCCGGGCGCGGCGCCGCUGCUGUGGUCGCCGGCGCCGGAGCCGGCCGGCCGGCCGCUGCUUGGUGCCGCCCAGACCGACUACAGCCAGCCGCCGCCGGCCGGCUGGGCGGACGGCCGCGACCCCAGCCCGCCGGCCUGGGGCGACGGACGGGAGCCCAGUCCGCCGCGGCCGCUGGGCGCCGAGUCGGUCACACCGCCGCAGCAGUACUGGAGCCCGCCGGCCACCAGCGGCCGCGACCCGCGCGCCACCAGCCCGGCCUUCUUCCCGGGGCCGCUGAGGUCGCCGGGCGCGCGCUACACCCUCACCGAUGUGCGGGUCCAGAGACCGGGCCGCGCGCCGUUCGCCGGAGCUGAGGCCGGUGGCAGCCGACGCAGGAACCGGAGACAGAAAGGUCAGCCGAAGAUCGGAAAGCUGUGGCAAUUUCUGCUGGCGCUGCUUCACGACAAGUCCCACAACCCCUCCAUGAUCAAGUGGGACGACUUCGAGCAGGGACGCUUCAAGUUCGUCCAGAGCGAGGCCGUGGCGCGCCUCUGGGGAAGCAGGAAGGGCUAUGAGACCAACAUGACCUACGAAAAGCUCUCCAGGGCGAUGAGAUACUACUACAAGCCGGGCAUCCUGGAGCCAGUGGUCGGCCGCCGUCUGGUCUACGCCUUCGGGCCCAACGCCGACUGGAAGACGCCCCCGGAUGUGUCCCUCGUCUGAACGAGCCGAGUCGGAGUCGGAGUCGUUCAGGGACUCCCGGUCGGCCGCCGCAGCUGAACUCUGGACUCGCGCGUCCGGCACCGGAAUCUGCGGUGGACUCAGCGCAAACCAGCGACCGACCAAAACAGAGCGACUGCGGAGGCAGCGACUGGCACUCGGACAAACUGAAAAUGGAGUCGCCAUGGCUCGCUCUUGCUGUACGCGGACGCAGCUUCAGGCCGUGGACAGCCGGUAUCUUAUCCCGUGCCUUUUUAGUGCCUGGAGGGCAGGUCGCGUGCCCGCUGAGUGGUCCAGAGCAGGCCGCUUCCGCCGGAGGCCGUCAAUGCUGCCGCGGUGGCUGUGGUUCGAGUCGGGACAGUGUGAGCCGCUGCUCUAUCAGCGCCGUCACGACCGGACCGAGCGAGCAGGGCCGCCGACCCCGCUGUUUUCCCGACAUACGCUGCAGCACAACGUCAUCAACAGCGUGCGAACGCCACGCGCGCCGGCAAACAGCGGUACCGCCGCCGCCGCUCGGAAACGCGUCCGAUCUCAGCAACGCACGUGUGGAGGAAACUUCCACACGCUAAACGUGGACGCGCUUGUAAUUGAUUUUUCGCAACUUUUGUGUAGGUGUUGCAUGAAACGUGUACUUUUGUAGACAUGUGUGACAAACUGGGAGAGUUUGAUAUUCCCAAGACGUUGCGCUAGCGUUUUAAAUGUUCAUUGUCAAAUAUGGUAACGUUAUUGUCAACAAACUUGCGUUCAACGCAGCCUUUCAAAGCAAUGCCACAUCGGUGGCUGUUGGGCACUGACCCGACUGGCGCGCUCCGUGCCAGGCAUUCCACUGCGCCCCACGUGCCUGUCUUUGGAGCCCCACCUCCGGGACGUGCCCCGUGGUGUUCCGCCGCCCAUCCCCACCCACCCCACGACCAGCCGCAGUGUCCGGGACGGCCUGCCGCUUCCGGCGCCUCUGUCACCCCCGGUCCGACCACCGCACCCGCGGUCUCCGACCCGCCGCUCGUGGGCCGCAGGGGGCUGCUCCAGAUGUGCUCCCGGAGCUGUACCAGCUGCGGACACUGCGGGGUCGCGUGCCGCGCCGUCACCUACUCCUGGGGGGACGAGGAAGUCCUGUUCCGAACUCUCCCGCGCCCCCCCCCCCCCCACGUGGCGCGGGAGCCGGCGGCGGCGAUGCGGGCGGUGGUCCGGGGAUUUUUGGCGUGGCGCGUCACGCCGCGGCGUGCCGGCCGUGCAGCGGCGGCGGCGGCGGCGGCGCUGCUGAUUUCAGGAGACGCCGUUCGUGUGGGCCGCCGGCAAACAGGGCCACUUGCGGCCCACCGAGCGCACGAGCUUUUCGGGCAGAACUUGCCGACGGUACCGACCGGUGCGCUGCGCCGCUCCGUGGGCCCGUGCCGGGCACCGAGGACGCUGUUUGAACUUGGCAGCGGGGUGGUGGGCCCCGGCCGACCGGCCGCUCGCCUGACGGGCACGCCGCUCGCCAGAUCGGCCCUCGGAUCGGCGGCGGUCGUCGCGUGACACAACUGCAGGCUAUCAGGGGCACAGCACACGGUCUAACGGGUUUUCUGGGAGUGGCCGUUCGGCGGGCCGGGGCCACUCGCCACCAUGCGGCCGCACAUGCAACUGAUACAGAUGUAGGCUGUGUUCGACGCUUUCACAACCGGCGACGCCGGCCUGCAUGUGCAAGUGUGCUUGUAGCUGCCGGCUGGACGGUCACGAAGAGCCACGGCCGCGCUCGGCGCUGUCUGCAGGCCGUCUCUCCCCUGUCUGCAGGGCUGUCUUGCUGCAGCGUUCGGCGCUGUCUGUAGGGCGGAGUUGGCCAGGCCGCUCCGUUCCCGCGGCCUGGUCUCGUACCUGACCAUAUGUCCCGUCUCGCCCGAGAGGCUACCAGACAAGAGGGUUGUUGAAAAAUGUACAUAAUGUCAAGAGAUGUUCUGCCAUCGCCGUCGGGUCACAUGGACCACUCGCGAGAACCCCGCAGCGUAGAAUUCCACAGGCGAUGAUGUGCUUUAAGAUGUAGAAGGCCUGCAAUGUGUGGUCUGUUUUGCGGUGUUCGGCGCUUCCGUGUGCAUGUUGAUAAGAGUUUUGGUACUGUGAGAGGUAUUUAUAUGCGUCUGAUGCGAGUGUACAACUGUGCGAUGUAAAUAGAAUGGAGCAAGCGAUUCCAUGACUUGACUGCCGGCCAUGGUCAUAGUUUAAUAUUUACUGGUAUUUAUUGUUGUAUUUAAUCAUGCAAUGCUCAAUACAGACCAGAAUCGGA
Molecule: messenger RNA, 3399 nt
Organism: Amphibalanus amphitrite
Lineage: Eukaryota; Metazoa; Arthropoda; Thecostraca; Balanomorpha; Balanidae
Product: proline-rich protein 36-like
Exons: 6
Coding region: 69-1145 (358 amino acids)
Biological process (GO): regulation of transcription by RNA polymerase II; cell differentiation
Cellular component (GO): nucleus
Molecular function (GO): DNA-binding transcription factor activity, RNA polymerase II-specific; sequence-specific DNA binding
Source: RefSeq, a predicted model, not a curated record